Messenger RNA from Eriocheir sinensis (Chinese mitten crab), 1014 nucleotides. RefSeq lists its product as uncharacterized. The coding region runs from base 1 to 1014 and encodes 337 amino acids. The record is from RefSeq and is a predicted model, not a curated record. The transcript is spliced from 4 exons. Lineage: Eukaryota; Metazoa; Arthropoda; Malacostraca; Decapoda; Varunidae.
AUGGACCUGCAAACGGUACACAACAGCCACCAGCGCCAGGAGACCCAACAAGUGGCGGCGUCGAGGGAGGUGGCGCAAGUUGUGGCGGCGGCGGAGGCGAAGUCUGGCCCCGAGUCACUCCUGCUGAGGGGGAAACUACGCCAGUAUGCCUCAGACAUGACCCCUUUCCCCCUCCCCCCCUCCCUCCCCCUCACCGCCACCAUAGGGCUCCUCGGACUCACGGUGUUCGCUCGAUGGACACCGAACAAAUCCUCCUCCCUCUCCCGCUCCUCCCGCUCCUCCACCUCCUCCUCUUCCUCCUCCUCCUCUUCCAAGUCUCUCUUCCCUCCAGACAAAUUCCUCCACCGGUCAACCUCCACCACCUCCUUCUCCAGCCCCUCCUCUUCCUCCUCCUCCUCCUCCUCUUCCUCCACUACUCUUGUCCUUCAUCCUCUCGAUAUCCACUUUUUGGGUGACCCGUAUGGUCCACCUGCACCCACCCCCUCCACCGGGCACCCACACAAGGAGUCCACACCCUCAGGUCACCCACACCCACUGCACCCACCGCCCUCACCCUGCACAGCCUCCUCGCCUCAUCCACUCACCCAAAUGCCAACAUCCAGUGCGUCAGAGAACACAAAACGACCUUCGAGUCUAUGGAAGAACGAACUGCCCCUCGCCACUUCCCUCCCGCCCACGCCUUCCUCGCCCCCCGCCCCCCUCAGCAGCCUGCCCAAGAUCCAGGUGUGCGGGCGUGGGGGCGUGUGGUGGGCGCUCAACGCGGGGGUGCUGCUGCUGUAUCGAGACCUGCACGCGCGUGGUCUCUGCAGCAGCGUGAGGGCCGAGACGGUGCCGCUUUUCAAGGUGCCCGAGCCAUUGCAGCGUGCCAUGGUGCUCGACGGGGAGGACAUACCUGAGACGGACGCCCUACUGCCAGGUACGCCCACGCCCAAACCCACACCCACACCGGUUUCCUCUUGUGGACGCUACGACGAUAUUCUAAGUAACAAGAUUAGUGCAAGAUUGUCAGACUAG